CUUCACGCCUGGGCUAGGUUUUUGUUGAGGAGGCCGCGGAGGCCAUUCUAGGCACUGGGGGAUUAUCAUAACAUUUGAACGAGCCGUACAAAACAAUGGCAUCGGUGCGGUGAGUUGGUCAUUGCUAGGGAACUCCCGCGUCAAGGAUAGCUGUCACCUGACGACCUUGUUGUAGAUUAUAGGAUUUGUACGCGCACCAUUCCAAACUCGUCUCAUUCUCAUCAACAGUUCCGUGCUCCCGUGGACUGUUUUCUUCAAAUCAAUGGCAAGAGCGAUUUGUUUAUACUUAACAUAAUCUUGGAACAGCCAGAAAAGCGAGACAGAGGAAUUCGACGUUCAGCUGCGAUAGGAACAUAUUCAAAAACGGAUUAACAUUUUGUUAUCGAAAAUCUGGAUAUUUCUUUGUUGUUUGGAUUAUAAUAAGACUGGAAUAUUCAAGCCAUCGGAGGAAGUAAAACUAAAUAUCUUUUUAGUCACAUCGUUCGUGUAACGACAGAGAGCGAUUUUUUUAAUCAAGUAUCUUAUUUGUAGGCGAUCAAUUUUAUUAUUGUCAGGACCAGGACUAGGAGAGUGGAAAAUUCUCUCAGAACAACGGGUAGGUUAAAUAAGCGAUACGGUAACACAAGUAAAUAUCGAUUUACUCUCAGUCAUCAUCGCAGUCUGUUUGAUUUGACACGGGCGUCCACAAAGUAUGCCUGGGAGUCUAUAAUACAUCCGCCGGCAGCCACCACACCACGAAGAGGUACAACGAUAUCGGUCCUACGACAUCGUGUGGCACGUCAGACACGCACACGUCGGGGCAUGUUUAUCUACUGUCAGCAGAAGAUGUUUGAUGAAUGAAGUGACAUCUCACACAAGACCACCCCCCGAGGCCGUGAAUCUCGUCAAGACACGGUACCCCCCGGGCCGUCGGCCGAGGCGAACAUAAAGUAGUUCUUUUUUUCUUUUCUUUUUUUUUUAAACUUUUCCUACUACGAGAAAGUAGCUUGAAACCCAGGAUUGCUACUCAACCCGUUGAAAACUGUUGAUAUUCACAGCUCAGCAACAACCUCUUCAACAAAAAAUCCAGUCGCUGUCGGUUUUAUCAAGGACAACACUUAUCAGAUAUUCCAGCAGAGUCUAGGCAAGGGUUUAGUGAGCAUUGUAAACAUCUUUUACAAACACCCAACGCCGAGCAGAGUCUCUGUCCUCGGUAAUUAAAAACCCUCGCCGUUCGGUUGGUAAAAGCUUGCCUGGAAAACGUUAAACAGGAAACCAGGGGUCUACGUAGCGUCAGCAAAGUGAGACAGCGGGAAACCGAGCCAGGUCACAUCCCAUGUCAAAACAGUAGCGAAACUGUCGGGGUCAUUGGAUGGAGUGGUGCUUGGAUGCACAAUGCUUGCAUUCAUUCUAAUAACUGCAGUUUCGGGUCAGUUUGGCACCAGUGAUAAAACGUGUUCAACUCAUCAGCACCAGUUUUAAACAGCAGAACAAAACCAAAAGAAUUGGAGCUGUGGCCAGUAUUUACAGCCAUAACAAGAAAAAAACAAAAAUAUAGCGAAUUUAAAGCAGUUGUUUUUUUCAAGUUCAUUAAAUUGCUUGGAAUUCUAAGAAAGAAAAGAAUACCAGCAACGAACGGGUUCUAAUAGGGUAUUUGAGAAUCGAACUGUAAGGGGAUUACUCCACAAGCCAUACACUGGUUACUUGGAGCGUACCACUUACCAGGUAAAAAGUUGGAAGUAAACGCAAGCGGUCUGGUGGAAAAAAAGUAAGUCCGUCAUUUGAGACUACAACACCAUCAAACUGCAGGUCCCCAUCCACACGUUCCUAGAGGUGCCGCCGUCCUCGUCCAAGCUGUAUCCGCCAGUGUACUCACCGUCCACCAUGCUGCUAGAAGGCACGUCCCCGGACAUGAUGUCGGCCCAGUCCAAGCUCCUGUUCCAGAUCAACAAGUACUACAACGAGAGGGUGCACGCCCGCAAGGCCAACAUCAACAAGACCACCAGGGAGGUGUGCAAGGUGGUGCAGGACGUGCUCAAGGAGGUGGAGGUUCAGGAGCCCAGAUUUAUCAGGUAAAUAGACUCAUAACUGGUCACGCGAAUGGUUUAGCACGCACGUUGAAGGAUACAUUUAUAAGUUCGUAUGCGGUCUACCACGCAUUUCUGCUGAAAUGAAAUUUUUCUAAUUCAAAGUAGAAAAGAUGACUUAUAAUGAACAAUACCAUUCUCAAUGGGACAUUCAUACAUUGAUCAUGUAAACAUUUCAAAAAAAAUUCCAGCUUGCCAUGAAUGGGCAGAAUAUCAAGUUAUAUUUGAAAGACUCCGCCAUGAUCUGUUGUCUGUUAGGUUGGGAAUAAUGCAAUUGAGAGACCAAGAAUAUUCAACGCUGAUGGUGUUAAUAAAACAAAAUGUUCAAAUCCACAUAUAAGUCCUAUAAUGUCCAUUUAUACACUGUGUCCGGAUAAAAAGGGGAACCCUUUUUAUAAUGAUGUAAACCAACGGUAAAUAUUUAUUAAUUUUUUAAACUCCAAAACUCGAACAUAAUGUUAAAUGGUAUCAAACUUUAGUUUGUGCUCGAAUUUCCGUGUCCACCAUUAGCUUCAACACAGGCUUCAUGACACGCUCUCCAUUCACCAAUGUUCAUCUAUUUUCCGGACAUAGUGUAUACGUGCCUGCACACACAAAUACACACACUUUUUAAAAAUGCAUUUUUAAAUAUUAAAUUGUCGAGAUCUGUUUUGAAAACUUCAUUAUAUUUAUAAUGACUUAAUUACGUCACCACCAAGAAAGUCUGAAGUCAAUAUAAAUAAAUAUGUAACAUGAUUGGAAAUAAGGGCUUUAUGACUUAUUUUAACGGCAACUAACUGCCGUGGGUACCGACCAAUGGUUUAUUGACUUGUCAACAGUUGCAGUGUAGAACCAUUGACGACAUGUCCAACGUGUACUCUUGGCCUGGUGGUGGCAAGUUUAUACCGACACGGCCGCUCAGUGCAUCCCUAAAUCAAUGGCCACUGGCCACAGGUGUUGACUGAGAACCGGGCCACUUGCCGUCUUGGCCAUCAGAGGGACAUCUUUAUUGGCCAGAAGACACCUAUACACCUUCUUUAAGCAAAUUAAAGUUCGAUUUCAUCGUCAAAGUUACUUAAAUAGCCAUGGCACGUACUGUUAGCUUGUAACGGGGAAGAUUUAGUGCACACCUGUGUCUAAUAGAAAGGUUAAUACCAACGCCAUCAGCCACACACAAAUUAUAUUUAUGCCACUAUAGCUCUUCAUUAUGUUCUAUCAUAACUUAAAAACAAUAAAUAAUCCCACAUCCCAUAAGUGAAAAAAAAAAAAAAACCCAAAACCCAAAAAGUUUUGGGGGGGGGGGGGGGUAAAAAAAAAUCUCAUCGGCGCCAUUGAGCAAAGUAUUGUCCUAUCGAGGCAUUUAAAGUGAAUAUUAAACAAGUGAUUUUUGUCAAUGACUUUAAGCGUCCCAUUACCAUCACAGUUUCCCCCCGAGACAUGCAUUGCAUAUAUAUAACGCAACAGUAGACGUUUGACAGUCUAGCCCGUUUCCUUUCCGUGUCAAAUGAAUGCAGAUGUAACCAUAACUUAUACCCAUGAGAGAUCGAUACAAAAAUGUCUGUAGACUGUUACACAACGUAUCUGUAGUAAUUAAAGUAAAUUAGUUAAAAAUUAAGAAUAGAAUACAUUAGAAAUUAAAAUUUGGUAUAUCAGUGGACUUCAUCAGACUUAAUUUCUGAGUAGCCUUACUUCAUAGCCAGGACUGAAUUUGUUAACUGCGGUCUCUACGUCCAGGGAGAGUGUUGUUCAAUUUGUUAAUCAUUAAAAUGAAAACAUGAAACGCUAUAUCAAUAAAUUAAGAAGUGCUUAUUGUAUGCUGCAAACUAUCUUUGAUGACAAGGAUCUAGAGAAGAUUUAUCAAGGAUCUGACAAGUAUCUAGAGAAGAUUUAUCAAGGAUCUGACAAGUAUCUAGAGAAGAUUUAUCAAGGAUCUGACAAGUAUCUAGAGAAGAUUUAUCAAGGAUCUAUCUACUUUAGAGGAUAGACAUAUGUUACAGUUUAAAUGCAUGAAGAUUAUUAUUUUUUUAGUACAGCUAGUUUAAACUUUUUAAUAAUGUAGAAAUCUCUUCAAGAUCUCUUGAUCGCUUCAUUUCGCAACUUAAUCAUAUUUCGUAUGUGGCCGUUCAAAACAUUUUACUUUGUACAUAAGCAGGAAUUUUAUGAAAAAACAACUCUACUCAUAUCUCUUAACCAAUAACCCAAUUUAUUUGUCUGUUGCCAGCUCUCUGACGGAGGUCAACAUGCGCUACGAGGGCGUGGAGGUGAUCUCACCCACCGAGUUCGAGGUUGUGCUCUACCUCAACCAGAUGGGCGUCUUCAACUUCGUCGACGACGGCACCAUCCCCGGCUGCGCCGUGCUCAAACUCUCCGACGGCAGGAAGAGGUCCAUGUCCUUAUGGGUGGAGUUCAUCACGGCCUCGGGAUACCUUAGCGCGCGGAAGAUACGCUCCCGGUUUCAAACGUUGGUCGCCCAGGCUGUGGAUAAGUGCAGCUACAGGGACGUGGUCAAGAUGAUUCCCGACACGACGGAGGUCAAGCUGAGGAUUAAAGAGCGCUACGUCGUCCAGAUCACGCCGGCGUUCCGGUGCGGAGGGAUAUGGUGCCGGUCGGCGGCACACUGGCCCAUACCCCACGUGUCGUGGCCGAAUCCGAACCUGGUGGCCGAGGUGAAGACGGAGGGCUUCGACCUGCUGUCCAAAGAGAGCAUCUACAUGAAGGACAAGCAGUCGGCCGCGGAGGGUGACGCCUGGGUCAUGUCCUUCCGAUACGCCGAGGACCGCCUGCUCUACGGUGGCUGCCGGAGGAGAUGUCUCAGCAUCCUGAAGACGCUCCGAGACCGCCAUCUGGAUAUCCCCGGCCAGCCUAUCCUCAACUACCACAUGAAGACGCUGCUGCUGUACGAGUGCGAGAAGCACCCUCGAGAGAUCGAGUGGGACGACACGUGCAUCGGCGACCGCAUCAACGGCAUCCUCCUCCAGCUGAUCUCCUGCCUGCAAAACAGGCGCUGUCCGCAGUACUUUCUGCCGACCGUUGAUCUCUUCAAGGGCAAGUCCGCCGCCGCUAUGGACAACGUGGCCAAACAGGUGUGGAGGCUGGUCAGGGAGCUGCUGACGAACCCCAGGAGUUUCGAAGCCCUCUAAGAUCUCGUAAGUUGUGUUAUACUCCUGAUUCUCGUUUCAACUCGUAAACACGAAAAUCGACCUGCCCAUGACAUCGGCGUUAUGAGGGGGACGGCCAAGCCAUAAACGUGAUGAUAUUACUUAUGGUGGUAGACGACACGGAUAACGUUGGAGAGAUCUGACAGCCCACGAACGUACAGCGGUAAAAAUGGUAUGUCAUAAACAUAAAUUAAAACUGACAGUCCAUUAGAUGUGUAGCGGAUGGCAAGGUAUUAGUUGAAUUAAGAGCGGCACCGGGGGGCACACCGAUUGUAAUAUAUUCUAUGAGGUCCCCGUGUGCUGGUCUGCCGCCUGCCCCGGUACGUGCACUGUCUAGUAAUUUCACCAGACAUGAAUACUGAGCAUUCUAUCAUUUGUCUUUGAUUAUUUAUGCAUUGAAUCAAACCCAACACACACAUCCACAUACAGUACAAAUAACACAACAUUAAUGCGACUAUGGCCUUUGUGAAACAUUAAAAAAAAAAAAUCACUGUUCAUAUCAGCUCUGUUUAUUUGUUUACAUUGGCUAAACUUGGGUUUUUAAAUUUUAUUUUAAUUUAAUUUUUUUUUUCUUUUACUGAACUUUCGGUGCAGAUUGCUUUCUUUUAUGUUCAUUUCAGUAAAAUAUUUAUACAAAUCAGAAGUUUUGUUAUGAGGUUCCAUAGCAUCGAUCAUUGAAAUCUGAUCGGAAAUUUGGUACAUUUGCGUCAACGUUAGGUUGUGUUUAUUUAUGAAAAAACGUGGAAAACACGGUACACGUGAUACUUUCAAGGUUGGUGCACAAACAACAACAACAACAACAACAUACAACAGUCGUGUACAUCAUGUCAAUUUGUCAAUCUGUUGCAUCACUGUUUAAUUUAUAUUAUAAUUAUACCCAUAUUAUUUCAUUUAUGAUGCUUUAUUUUAUUUUGAUUUAUAAAUAAAUCUUCUCGUGAAAUCAACACUGACUUGAUGGCGUUCAGACUGGUAGUGAUGCAGAAGAGGGAUUACAUGAGAGAGAGAGGCAUAACGAAAUAUGGACGCAUUUUACUUAAGAUAUAAGUUAAAGUUGGCUUUGGUACACACCACAGCAGAUGGGCGCACUUAAAUAGGUUAGUUAAUCUGGUUUAUACAGUGGUUUAGUAACACAUCAAAUUAAUGCACUUCAAAC
Lymnaea stagnalis (great pond snail) is the source of this 6356-nucleotide messenger RNA. NCBI's taxonomy places the organism in Eukaryota, Metazoa, Mollusca, Gastropoda, Lymnaeidae. The record is from the annotation of a GenBank genome assembly.